AUAAAAGGAUUUUGACAGGCUGGUACUUUGUGAGCUUCCAGAGAACAGUCUGUUCAAACCCUUGGCCGGAAAACGCAUGUACUUUUCAGUGGACAAACAUCUUUACAGCACAACCUUCAUUCCAUGUCUGUCAAGGGCUCUAUGAAAUGCCCCUUGCCUCCAUCCAGCCCCACAACCCUGGAGGCCAAGGUUGAUGACCUACGAUUUAAAGUGGAGCAGCUCCUCUUGAGCCCAGGGAGAAGUUGCCCCAUGUGUGGGACCUGCGUUCAGCACAGCACACUGCAGGAGACUGUGACCAGCCAGCUGUCAGCUCAGACCAGACAUCUGGAUUCUCUUGAAAAGAAAGUCAUAGAGAUGAGAACAGCUCUGGAGGAACUUGCAAGUGGUCUGGAGGACAGACUGUGUGAGAGAGUGUCUGUGCCUUUAGUGGCUCUACAGAGACGGAAAUCACUGCCUGUUCGAACCUCUGCAGAGGAAGUCUAUGUUUGCUUGGGCGGAGACCGUAAAAUGGUGCCACAUGCUUUUAAUAUGCCUUCGGAGAAAGGUAUUUUGCUAGAAAUCAAUGAAAACAAUUGUACGAUAAGAGAGGACCAUCAAUCUAAAAAAGAUUCAACAAAUGUCAAAGUUCAACAGGAGCCUAAAUUGCAAAUCAAGGGAGAAAAGGAAACAUCCACUGUAAUCCCAAGAUCGAAUCUAUCUCAUCAUCAAACACAGAAAAUGAAUACGGUUGAAAAAAAGAACAUGCCAACAAACCAGAAUGAUGUCUCGAAACUCAUCAUUGCUGCGUCAGUGGUGACCCAGAGGACUCCAGGUAUUGCUCCACUAAAGACAGAAGCCCAAGACGACAGGAAGGUGUCACCGCCAAACACCAAAACGCCUAUUCCUGUGACAAAGAUUGUGGUUUUGCCCGACACAAUCGGACCGAAGCAUACUGAAGCAGUGAAUGUAACCCUACCAAAUCAUACCGUACCGAAAACAACUGGACUGGUUGCUCCAUUAAUGCCUCAGUGUACAGCUUCACUGGUACCCAACAAUCCUCCCAGUGUCCCUACAGAUGCAACACCAAUCCAAACAUUUCCCAAAACAAGUCUGGGUCCUCCUGUAGCAACUGCGCAGAGUUCUGGAAAAUCAUCAGUAAAUAAACCCACAACAAAAACAUCAUCACAAGAUGCAACAUUGUUACCGCCAAGCCACAAACUGCCAAAAACAAUGGGUUUGAAUGUUACUACAGCCACAAAAGAGGCUUUCGCGCUCAGACAAGUGCACAGCUGCCCUAAUUCCCUACAGAGAUUACAAGUCACUGGAGGAAAAGCAGAUUUGGUCCACACGGUAUCAGCACCUCUGGCUAAGAAAACGACUGAAGCAGUUGGAGCAGCAAACCACAUUUCAGGUGGAAUACAGAUUAAAAUAACUCCAGCUACAGACAAGAAUUUAGUACAGAUGAAGAGCCAUAACCCUCCUGUUAAAUUAUUGAAAUAUUAA
This is a messenger RNA of Sinocyclocheilus grahami, 1482 nucleotides long. RefSeq names its product mucin-5AC-like. The record is from RefSeq and is a predicted model, not a curated record. The transcript has 6 exons. Lineage: Eukaryota; Metazoa; Chordata; Actinopteri; Cypriniformes; Cyprinidae. Bases 124 to 1482 code for a protein of 452 amino acids.